AUGGCGCCGGAGGCUAAUAACGGGUCAAUAAGGAGCCCGCCUAAUUGGCACCGCCUGCUGGCGCUGAAGGGCGCAGAUUUACGGCCUCCAGGGGUUACCGGGGGCGCGGGAACCCAGCCUGCGGCCCAGCACGGCAAGAGGGCUGGCUGGCACCGAACCCCCCUGUGUACGCACUCAGCAAAUUUGGUCCGCGGCGGGUUCCAGCCGCGCCUUCCGACUUCGCUGCCGCCCCCAGGGCAGCAGCAGCAGCCGUCGCCGCUACCACGCCGACAGCCCGUCCCGUUGAUGCCUCCCGCGCAGCUUCAUCCGGGAGCGCACCAGGUGGUCACUCCGGCGCCUGCGGUCCCUCUUCAGUCGCCACCGCCUUCGGAGCUGAUGGACGUCGACCCCUCAGCCGGGCCGCCUUCCCAAGCGGUGGCUGUGCAGCCUGUCCUGCAGCCGCUUUCCUUGGGCACCCCCAAGGAGUCUGACACCGCAGCGCCUUGUCCGGCGCCCACUCAGCAGCCGUCGACGAAGCGUCAGGAGACGCUGCCUCUCUUCGUAGAUCCCGACGCCCCGUUUCCCUUCCACUGUAUUCGAGUCCCUGUGGCGCUGCAGGUUACGCGGCCAGUACCCAGCCUGUCUGUGGCACGAGUCCGCCCCCAGCGGCCGCCUCUAUUAGGGGCGCUGUUCUCCUACAGGGCUGUAGGCGGCGGGGCGGGCGGGGGUGGGCAAUACGGCGAUUACGCGCCGCCGCCCCCGGGGCUUUGUACUGGCCGCCGCCGGGCUCUGCGCUAA
Molecule: messenger RNA, 777 nt
Organism: Schistocerca serialis cubense
Lineage: Eukaryota; Metazoa; Arthropoda; Insecta; Orthoptera; Acrididae
Product: translation initiation factor IF-2-like
Exons: 3
Coding region: 1-777 (258 amino acids)
Source: RefSeq, a predicted model, not a curated record